Messenger RNA from Aspergillus caelatus, 899 nucleotides. RefSeq names its product putative DNA polymerase delta subunit 4. The transcript has 3 exons. Gene Ontology annotation, cellular component: delta DNA polymerase complex. Gene Ontology annotation, biological process: DNA synthesis involved in DNA repair; DNA-templated DNA replication. Bases 129 to 704 code for a protein of 191 amino acids. The record is from RefSeq and is a predicted model, not a curated record. NCBI's taxonomy places the organism in Eukaryota, Fungi, Ascomycota, Eurotiomycetes, Eurotiales, Aspergillaceae. Gene Ontology annotation, molecular function: DNA-directed DNA polymerase activity.
GUCGAACUACACAGUACCGGUUUGACCCCAGGCCAGAUCUUUCUCUCCACCCUGCAUCUUAGUACGCUGUAGGCUACGACUAUAUUUUCUGCAGCAUCUCCAUUGAAUAUUGCACAUAUAUCACAAAAAUGCCUCCUACUCGUCGUCGCGGCGGCCAGGCCACGGCCACCCGCUCUAACCAGGCCACCCUCUCAUUCGGAUCCAAGUCCAGGGUUACCAAGCCAUCGGCGACGCCGACGCAAACGAAGAAGACCAAAGACCUUGAACCAGUCAUCGCUUCAAUUUCUGAGAAGACUCCAGAGCCUGAACAAGUGGCGGUGCCACCCACUGAGCCUUCGCAGCCGCAUGUGGCGGAGCUUGCCGUGAGGCAACAAGCCCAAGCGGAGAUUGAACAGCCCUUGUCGAAAGAAGACGAAAAGGCGAUCAAGAUCACUGAGAAGGACCUACAGCAAUACUGGAGGAAAGAGGAAGAGAAGAGAAAGGCGCCUCGGUUUCACCAGCAAGACCUCACACUACAUGAAAAGAUCCUGCGACAUUUCGAUCUUUCUAGUCAAUUUGGGCCUUGCAUUGGAAUUGCUCGGUUGAAGCGAUGGAGACGCGCAAAUUCUUUGAACCUCAGCCCCCCAAUUGAGGUCUUGGCCGUGCUACUCAAACACAAGGAUGAUGUGAAACAGAGGGCAUACGUCGAUGAGCUUCUGUCCUGAGCCACUAUCCUAUUGCACAGAUAACUUUUAUCUGGAAUGGAUGAGUGUCAAAGAUAUAUGGCGUCUGGUUUAGUAUCCGGGGUAGGGCGUUCGGAAAGCAUUGUAUAUACAUACCCUCGAUUGCGGUAACUUGAAUGUUCACCUUCAAUGUUGUGAGACCCAAGUUUAUAAAUGGAUUUGUUCUUUCACCUCUUA